AGACAUAGAAAAGGAGACAGCAUGUACACAUGAAUGUAAUAUGCAUUUAUAUACACAUGUGUGAUAUUUUUAGAGAAUGGGAAGAAAUGUAUUCUGCCAUCAAGUCCUGUUCUUCUUAGUUAGGGUACCUCACUCUGAAUUCCCUGGAAAUUUACCUCCGAGAGGAAUUCAUAUGUCAUAGCGUUCUUAGAAUAUUCCUCAUUGAAAUUUCACAGAUGUGUAGAAUUCUGAGGCCUGGCAGAACCCCACUUCCUCUCUUCCUGUCACACACCUCCUCAUCCCUGGCCCUUUCCCUCUCCCUAACAUGGCUUCUUACACUGAUUUCUAAAACACGAACUGGGGCCAGCGCUUUGUCACCCAAGGCUUACAACAGAAGUAUGCAUGACCAUGUGUGAAUUUCAGACCGGGAAGCAGUUCAAAGGAGCAGCAGGGGUCCAUCUUUCUGUUUUUAACCCCACCGUUUUCUGAAAAAGGGGGAACAGACGUCAUUCUAUGCAGAUCGGAAACUAAGAACCAUGUUGCAUGAAGCAAGGGACAGGCAGAAGUUUGUCAGUGAUGUUCAGUAUCUGCGGGACAUGCAGCAUAAGGUGGACUCUGAAUAUCAGGCUUGUUUGAAACGACAGGAAAUCAAAAAAGACCCAAACGAGAAGACACAGGAUCAGCUAUGGGGGAACGACACAAGUGACAGAUCCCGGUUCUCAAGCGGGUCAUCGUCCAAACAGAGUUCCAGUGAGGAGGAUUCUUUAAGUGAGCCGAGAUCGUGUACCAAACUACCCACAGCUAAGUGUGAGCCCAGACUUCCAGCCAUUGAUCAAGCUUCAGUCAAGCAGAAACACAAAAGUACCAUGACUCCAAGGAAGCCAGAGAAAGUGGGCCCCAGCAAACCCUCCCCAGUGGCGCAGGCACCAAAGAUUUUAUCAAGGAAGAGGAGGCCCAACCUGGGGAGAUUGACAGUCAGUCCGGAAAUGCACAGCUCCAGAGCAUCUGGGGAGAGAAGCAGGCAGAAGUUACAGCUGUCAGCAAAGGCCCCGGCGCCCCUGGGCGUAGAUCCAAUUGUCCAACAAAAAAGUCUGAUGUGUGCAAACGAGACCAAGCUGAAGAGGCCAGCUCGAGAGAGAAACUUGGCCUCAUCCGCAGAGCUCAUGAGAACAGCUGGGAAGCCCCUGGAGAGACAGAAAAAGGGAGACCCGAGUGUCCGUCCCCAGAACGAACCCCACGCUGCCCUCUCACAGACCUUGCAGCCAAUGAAUGGUUCUCAAGUGCUGAGUGAGUCCCUGGGGGCCCCACUCCUCCCCACCACCGUGCUAGGACCAAGAAGGGCACCGUUUCGGUACCACGAUGAAGAUUUUUACUCCGCCUUGUCAUUAAGCAAUGAACAAGAAAACUAUGACACAGAAGAGGAAACCCGCAUGGAAGAGGAACUUCUGCUGGUUGGGAUGCGUUCUCCUCCCAGCCACAAGAGAAGCCGAUUUCUUGGGACAUCCACCACUGAAAACAGAAAUGUUCAGGAAAAUGCUGAAAAUCUCCGAGGAAAUUUUGUAAGAUGGAAUGAGUUCAAUCCUGGAUCUCCAAGAAAAAGCAGUACCACAGAGCCAGCGGCCACGCAGCCUUCUGGUGAGCAAAGGGUGCCGCAAGACACCAGGCUAUGUGGGGAGCUGGCUAAAGAGGACCCCAGUGGAGACCAAGAAGAGGAGAAGACUGCUCUUCCAGGGGAUGCCAAAUCUAAUGAUGUCAUCCGAGACUGUGCUGAAGAUGAAUCCAGUGACUGUCCUAUGGGAGACAGGCCCACGGUUUACCAUUAUGAGAGAGACUGGCAAAGUUACUUAAGUGGUUCUCGGAAUUCGUUCGACAGCUUAUUUUCUGGGAGAGCCACAGCUCCAAGAUCAUCCAUGAAUACAUCUUAUAACACUCAUGGGUCCCCGCUGCAUCCUGCGCUGAUAGAUGAUGUCCCCACAGGCUUGUCCAUGCCAUCGAUUCUAGUCCCCACUUCAGAUAUGGAGGAAAGCCUGAGGUUCAAUGCGCGCCGGCCACUCUCACCAAUCAGAAAUAGGAAUCCAUUGGCCACUGCUGAAAACCACAGUGAUGACAUCCAGGGAGCGGAGGAGAUGGCUUCGACAAGCCAAGCUCAGGGGCCUCCACUAUUGGCAGAAGAUGUAUCAAAUCCUCAAAGCAGCGUGACCUUGGGAAAUUCUCCCAGCUCUUCUACAAGAAGACAUUUACAAGGCCAUUUCUAUAUGCCUGGGUCCCUGCAAGAAAACAUACCUUUUACUUUCUUUGCACUGUCUGAUUUUCCAAAUCCAAAUGAUCACGAGACCAGCGUUAGAGUCUCUGAUGUCGUGGAUGAAAAGGGGACCACCGAAAUAAAGGCAGACCCCGAGAAACUCAGGAAAUUGCAAGAAAGUCUCCUGGAGGAGGACUCGGAUGAGGAGGAGGGAGACUUGUGUCGAAUCUGUCUGAUGGCCGGGGGUUCCCCAACCAACCCCCUCCUGGAGCCCUGCGGUUGUGUGGGCAGCCUGAAGUUCGUUCAUCAAGAGUGCCUGAAGAAGUGGCUGAAAGUGAAAAUAACAUCAGGAGCAGAUCUAGGUACUGUGAAGACCUGUGAGAUGUGUAAACAAGGCCUGCUGGUCGACCUGGAUGACUUCAACAUGACUGAAUUCUACCACAAGCACCAUCAAUCCCGGGUCCAGAGUAGGCUGAUGAACUCCGGCUUGUACCUGGUGCUGCUACUUCACCUGUACGAGCAGAGGUUUGCAGAACUCAUGACACUCAACUACAGGCGGGCUUCCAGAGAGAGGGAGAGACUGCCCUUCUUCGUCCUCUGCCCCCGGUGUGCUGUUAAUAGUCACAAUGCCAGGCUAGUGGCAGAAGUCAGGGAGUACAGUGGCCGGCUUAGGAGGCAGUUGUCAAGAAAUCACCCACAACCCAGACCGGAAGAAAAUGAAAGUUCCGAGUCGGGAGAUGGUAAUGAAAGCAGUGUUUACCCAGGCCGGGUCAUCUAGCGAGGGAGCUGGUCGUGGAGUGCAGCAGAGACCUCUCCACCCAGAAGCCCUUUCUGCGCCCCCCACCCCUGUGCCUCCCUUCUACCCUCCUCUUUACUGAACCCGAAGCCAGUGUGUUCACAGUUACCUUUCUCACCUGGGCCACUCCGUUCAAGUGUCUGGCUUGAUCAUCCUCGGGCAGCCACAGGGAUGGACCAGCCUCGUCCCAGCUGACACAGGCAAAACAGCCGAGUCCCGCGUGGGCUUCCCUGAGGCUGCCCCUCAGAGGCCCAGCAGGCCGAGUGGACCCAGCAACUCUGGCAGCCCAGCAGCCUGGGCUCCUGCUGCUGAGGGCCCCCCUUCAGGCCUCAGCCCACCCUGAGUGGAGUGGAUCCGUGCAUUCAGUAAACUGACUCUAUUCUCCCA
This is a messenger RNA of Peromyscus leucopus (white-footed mouse), 3404 nucleotides long. RefSeq names its product membrane associated ring-CH-type finger 10 (gene Marchf10). The coding region runs from base 516 to 2999 and encodes 827 amino acids. Gene Ontology annotation, molecular function: zinc ion binding. Lineage: Eukaryota; Metazoa; Chordata; Mammalia; Rodentia; Cricetidae. The transcript has 13 exons. The record is from RefSeq and is a predicted model, not a curated record.